Molecule: messenger RNA, 629 nt
Organism: Canis lupus familiaris (dog)
Lineage: Eukaryota; Metazoa; Chordata; Mammalia; Carnivora; Canidae
Exons: 1
Coding region: 15-443 (142 amino acids)
Source: RefSeq, a predicted model, not a curated record
GAGGAAAGGGGAGGAUGCUGCUGGAAUCAUCUUCCUCUUCAAUGCCACUAUCCUUCCCUCCUCCCUUACCCUCAGGACCAGAUAGUAUUACUGACUCUUCCCCACCCCCAAUGUCUUACAUCACUUCCCAGGAGAUGAAGUGUAUUCUUCACUGGUUUGCCAGUUGGUCAGGUCCCCAGGAUGAACGUUUCCUACAGGACCUGGUAGCUAUGGCAGUGCCAGGAAAAUUACAGCCAUUGCUGGAAGGGCUGGAGCAGCUUAGUGUGUCCAGAGCAAACCGACCACCUUGUAUCUUUGAGUGCCAGCUACGUCUUUGGGAUCAGUGGUUUCGAGGUUGGGCUGAGCAGGAGUGCAAUGAAUUUGUCAGGCAGCUGGAGGUCAGUGAGCCAGACUUCGUGACAAAGUUUUACCAAGCAGUGGCUGCUACAGCUGGUAAAGACUGAUGGACAUUAAAAUCAAAGAAGAUAAUCACAGCUGAUGGAGCCACAACUUUACUGUGAGAACUUCAAAUGUGUCACUUAAAGGUCUAGGGAUGGUAUUCCAAUCAGCUGAUUGAACUUGUUGACCUGUACAGGCUUGAUUAUAUCUUUGGAGGCGGGGAAGGGCAGAGGGAGAGAGAGAAUCUUAAG